UAUUUCCUGGUUGACCGGGAGGUCCUGGGGAAGAGAUGGUAACUUGCGCGAGAGCAAAUAUGGCGGAUCCCAUGACCAAUUUAUUGUUUUUGUUUUUCGUACCAUAAAACCCCAGAAACAAUCUCACUGUUGGUAUUUUCCACUUGGCAUACACUAGAAUAGGUAACUGGGCUCCCAAGAAACAAUGUUUUGUCUCCGAAGACUGUGUUAUUUGGGAUUCGUUGUGGGUUUCUUCUCUGGUUUUGCGCGGACUUCAGAUGUUCAAAUGACCAGCAAUCUCCCCUACAUGAACGCAACCUUUGGCCAAGUCUUGUCCGGACGUGUAUCUCGGACAAGCGAAGAUCUCUGGAUGUACGAGUACACGCGAACUAAAAAUUUGACGCAGGCAGUUCGUCUCCAGGUCUCCAGUAUAAAUGCACUGACGGAAAACCCAGUUGUGAUAGUAGCACGACUUCAAAAGGGAGUUUUGUCCUGGUCAAUUCCUAUGAUGUCAGAGGAAAGUCAUCCAUUCUAUUUUGCAAGCCGCACACUCUGUCCUAAUCUUGAGAGCAGCAUGUCCCCGACCAAGACUCAAUACUUUCAUGUACAUGUGGCUUCAGCUUCGUUGACACCCAUCAAUUAUACCUUGAAAGCAUUCUUUGUGGAGCCUUUUGAGCUCAAGUUGAAGAAACCUGUCUCUUUGUCUGCAGAUCCAGCACAGCCAGUGUACCAAGUUUUUAACUUUGACAUCUCAACCAGUGCUGUACGCAUCAAGUUUGAGUCUAACACCCAGACUUGUGCAAUACUAUCCAUUCAAGGGACACAGUGUCCUGUCUAUGACCUGGCUCGAAAUGUGGAGUUUACUGGAUACUAUCAGACUGUCACCACCAAGGGAGCCAUAACCAUACAGAAAACUCAGAUGAAGCAGUUCUAUGUUGUUGUGAUAGUGAAGUCGACAGACAAUGAGUGCCAGACAGGACAGCGAUCAACCAGCCCUAUUGCUCCAAGAGACAAAGUUACUUUGAUUACUGAUAGGCCGGCAGAUUAUAUCAGCCAUCGAACAAAGGUUUUCACUAUUACCGUCGAGCCAGUUCAAUCAGUUGAAGAACACAUCCCAGCCAUUGCUCUCCCAGUUGUGUUUUUUGGCAUGUUCUAUCUGGCUGCCUUUGCUGUUAUUCUUGGAAUAUGGUGCAAGCAAAGGGCUAAUAUUGGGAAGAGUUUCCUGGCAAUCUUGAUGCCGAAAAAGACUACAGACGGUGAUCUUGCAGGAGAAGAUGAUGCUGCCCCAAUUGAAUCUCCUCUGAGGGAAAGAAGUGCACCCCUUGCAGCUGCAUCUCACGCACAGUAUGGGGCCAUUGACACUAGUGACAGUGACAUGACUGUAUCACCACCAACUGGGGCGCAGCCUGAGGCAAAGGCCCUCCUGGAGGGCACCACCACUACUGAUGGCUGGGAGAAGGACUAUGACAUGCUGCACGACUUGGAGCAUGAGAAGGAUAUAUACCGUCUCAGGACUGGAGUGACACUUUCUGACUUAGCUAAAAAGAAGCGUAAGCAUCUGAAAAAGAAAUACCGUCUAUACCAUUGGAACCUUGUGGUGAUAGCAGUGUUCUACACUCUACCUGUGGUCCAGUUGGUAAUCACAUACCAGAAGGUGUUGAAUUCCAGUGGAGAUCAGGAUAUCUGCUACUAUAACUUUUUCUGUGCUCAUCCGGCGGGCGUACUGAGUGCCUUCAAUAAUGUGUACAGCAAUAUUGGCUAUGUCAUGUUAGGGAUUCUGUUCUUUUUCCUUGUCCUAAGAAGAGAUCGACUUCACCGGCAGGCUGUAGCAGCUAAUGAUCUGAAUGUAAAGCACAAUGGAAUUCCACAACACUACCAGAUAUUCUAUGCUAUGGCCAUGGCUCUAGUGAUGGAAGGAGUCCUAAGUGCUUGUUACCAUGUGUGCCCCAACAACUCUAAUUUCCAGUUUGAUACCUCCUUCAUGUACAUCAUAACUUGUCUUGGCAUGGUCAAGGUCUACCAGACCAGACACCCUGAUAUUGCUGCCAGUGCUCAUAGUGUAUACGCCUCAUUUGCCGCUAUCAUAUUGAUAGCUGUGGUGGGCAUGUUGUUUGCCUCAUUCACUUUCUGGUUGGUGUUCUGUAUAAUACACAUCACUGUUUGCCUCUAUGUCAGCUCUCAGCUGUACUACAUGGGCAGGGUGAAAUUUGCCGUGGGAUCAUUUUUCAGUGUGUUUCAUUUGCUGCGGUACGACUGUUGCGCCUGUCCCACAUACAAGGACCGCAUGUUACUGCUACUGAUUGCCAACAUAGUCAACUGGGCCUUAUCUAAAUGCAGUGCCAUAAAUGGUGUGGUCAACGAGCCAAGGGACUUUGCCACUUACCUGCUUGCUAUCCUGAUUGUUAAUGGCCUCCUCUACAUUGGCUUUUACGUCAUCAUGAAGCUAAGAAAUAAGGAGCGCAUCCUUCCUCUACCAUUUGUUGUCAGUGGACUGUCUUUGCUAUGCUGGAUAGCUGCACUUGUUUUUUUCUUCAAGAGGCUGACAUCAUGGCAGGAAAGUCCUGCCCAUUCACGUGAAGGAAACAGCCAUUGUUUGCUGAUGGGUUUCUAUGAUGACCAUGAUGUAUGGCAUUUCCUGUCUGCAUGUGCUAUGUUCUUUUCAUUUCUAGCAUUACUUACACUUGAUGAUGAUCUACAAGGCGUUCCUAGGACAAGAAUUCCUGUGUUUUAGAGAAAGACCAAAAACCCUUGAGCAUAUCUGCCCAGGUUUAACUAUAUUUUCUGGUCUUUAUAAAGCAAGCAAAAAUUCUGAAACAAACCUGGGCCGAAUAACCAUACAUAAGCUGAAUUUGUUUGGCUGGCCUAAAGAUGAAAAUUUAUAAAAAGGAUGCGCAAUUUGUCUACCUUGCUUUUUUUCUUAAAAUAGUUGCAUUAUCCUGUCUAUAAUGCUUGACAACAGUCUUUCUAUGUCCUCUUUGUUGAAGUUGCCAUAGAUGGGUGGUUUGAUUUGAUAAAUUCCUUUAUAUUUAAUUGGCAAAUAAAAUCAUUAUGGGUAUGUCAUGUCAAAAUGACAGAAAGAAAUUAAACAGUAUAACAGUAUCAAGGGCUAUAUAGGAUAAUCCAACCAGUCUUCAAAUUAUCUUAAUUUCAAAAGGAAUAUUUUAAUCUGAAUCGUUAUUUGUGCGCAUAUUGUGAACUAUUGAUAUCUCCUAAACCUGCAUAAAUAUAAACUUUUCUUAUCUUCAAAAUGAUCCCAAAUUACCCUCCGACCUUUGAAAAAAAAAACCUAAAUCCUUUAAACAGCCAAAUACCUCGUUAGGCACCCCCCGUUUCAACGUGCUGUAUGCGCAGUGAUUUGAUUUGUUUGUAGAACACAAACCAGCUGGAUUUAUUAGCUAAUGAUUAACUUGUGCUUCAUGUUUUACAAACAAAGUUGCUAGCAUGUGUGGGUCACUAUAAAUAACUAUUCUAGUUGAAAUAUGACCUCUCAAUUUAAUAUCAUUUAAAACACUGGUUGGAUUAUCUAAAGCCAUUGAUUGCAUCAAAUUUUAAAAUUCCAUUUUAUUUAUAUGUUUAUUGUUAAUAAUUUUAAAUUAACAGGGCCACUCUUGCAUCCCCUGGACCCAGGGCGGAAUUGAAUACAAUCUCACUCUGGGUCAGCAAGGAUGCUCUCUCUAAAGUAGACUUCUUGUGGUUCCCUGUUGUUUGAUUGAACAUGUUAGUCUAUGAGCAGUGGUAUCUUAAGGAUGGUACAAUAACAUUUGGUGAUAAGAUAAAUAUUUUUUUCAGGGAAAGUGGAGUUUGGCGAAUAAAGAAAUUAUAUAUUUA
Nematostella vectensis (starlet sea anemone) is the source of this 3807-nucleotide messenger RNA. RefSeq names its product SID1 transmembrane family member 1. The transcript is spliced from 27 exons. Bases 185 to 2710 code for a protein of 841 amino acids. The record is from RefSeq and is a predicted model, not a curated record. Gene Ontology annotation, cellular component: membrane. Lineage: Eukaryota; Metazoa; Cnidaria; Anthozoa; Actiniaria; Edwardsiidae.